AUGGAUGACAUUUGCAGUCAUAUUUAAGUAAUUAUGAGACAAUUUUAUAGUUUGAAAUAUUCAUAUUAAAUGUCGUUGAUUUAGCGUUUAUAGAUAACAUAUUGUGCCUAGUGUGAUUUAUGUCGCAAGGCAUUUCACAAUUUAAGGAAUCUCUUAGAUUAAUAUGAGUGAAAAAUCAUUCAAUCAAGAUGAGUUGGACGAAUCUGAAUUAGACCCUAGAAUUCAGAUCGAGCUUGAAAAAUUAAACACCGCAACUGAUGAAAUUAAUAAAUUAGAAAUAGAACUUGAUGAAUCUAAUACGACUUUUCGUAUGUUGCUAAAUGAAUCAACAAGAAGAUUGCAAGCCUUAUCACGAAAGCUUGGAAGUUGUGUUGACCGCUCAAGACCUUAUUGGGACGCAGUAGAAAAGGCUAAAGUUGCUCGAGUAGAAUGUCAGAGAGCAGCAGUGGCUUAUCAAAGGGCAAAUGAGAUUCAUGCCGCAGCUAAAGAAACUGUGGCUCUGGCUGAACAGAGAUUCUUAAGCCAAGAUUGGAAGUUUGAUAGCGCUUGGCAAGAAAUGUUGAAUCAUGCAACUCUUAAAGUAACAGAAGCUGAACUUAAAAAAGCAGAGAGCGGUCAUGAACAUCGAUUGCGUGCUGCUAAAUUUAGAGAUGCAGAAAGCAUUGUGCAGCACUAUGAAGAAGUACAAAGACGAAAUAUUAUAAAAAGCAGACCCUACUUUGAAGAAAAGCAGCUGUGCCAAGAACAACUGAAUACACAAAAAGCACGAAUUGAAGAACUACAAAACAUGGUUUCGAAGGUGAAACAGGAGUAUUCCCAAUCCCUAAGCGAGUUAGAGAAGAUCUCAGAAGAAAUCCAUAGAAGACGUGAAAUGCGCAGAGGCCCAAGAGAACCAGGAGUAGGUGCUGAAAAAUCAUCACCAGUGGAAGAAAAGGCUAAAGAGAGCUUUUUGCAACAAAUCAGCAGGGGCACAAUUCAGCGCUAUGAUAACUAUGAAACAACCUUCUCGCUUCCAGAUGUUAAUGCUGAAUUGGACUGCUGUGAUAAACGCAGUUUGAGCAGCUUAUCUGUUGGCACCAGUAGCGAGAGAGAUGAGGAUGAGAUGAGUGAAACAUCAAAUAAAAUGAUUCAGUCAAGGGAUGUAGAAGGCAGCAGCAGCUCAAACGAUUGGAAUGAAUUAAAUGUCACCAUUCAAAAACUGAAUGACAUGACAACAACCAUUAAUACUUCAACUGAAAUCAAUAAUUCUUAAUCAAGUAAGUUCUUUUUGAUUAUAUUAACAGUGGGUUUAUAGAUCUGUUGGAACAAUAUGCCAUGCUAGGUAUUAAUAUGCUAAUAAGUAUUAUAGAUUAAUUUUAGUUAAGAUUCAUAUUAAAAACUCAUCCAAGUGAUACA
This is a messenger RNA of Ctenocephalides felis (cat flea), 1395 nucleotides long. Its product is annotated as SH3 domain-binding protein 5 homolog. The transcript has 7 exons. Gene Ontology annotation, biological process: intracellular signal transduction; negative regulation of protein tyrosine kinase activity. Gene Ontology annotation, cellular component: cytoplasm. Lineage: Eukaryota; Metazoa; Arthropoda; Insecta; Siphonaptera; Pulicidae. The record is from RefSeq and is a predicted model, not a curated record. Gene Ontology annotation, molecular function: protein kinase inhibitor activity. The coding region runs from base 164 to 1252 and encodes 362 amino acids.